Messenger RNA from Amphiprion ocellaris (clown anemonefish), 6621 nucleotides. RefSeq names its product pleckstrin homology domain containing, family A member 6 (gene plekha6). The transcript is spliced from 26 exons. NCBI's taxonomy places the organism in Eukaryota, Metazoa, Chordata, Actinopteri, Pomacentridae. The record is from RefSeq and is a predicted model, not a curated record. The coding region runs from base 13 to 3582 and encodes 1189 amino acids.
AUCCACGGGAGGAUGUUGAAGUUCCGUGUGGACAGGAGAAUCAGUCAACAUGACCCCAGUGGACCAGCUGGACCAGCAGUGAGCCCAAUCCAGCUGGAAGAGCCUACACCCGUACACUUUUAUCUACAGCACUGCGGUGUGGAUAUGAAUGGGAAGGCAAACACUGCUGCUGAGAUCCUUCAUUCCCAAAGUGCAAGUAUGGUGUCAGAUCUGUCUCCAGAAGCCCAGUCUUACACUCGGAUGGCUCGUACUCCCAGAAAGGCAGCCAUGUUUGGAAAGCGCUCCAACUCUAUGCGCAGGAAUCCCAAAGCAGAAGUUACCAAACAGGGAUGGCUGUACAAGCAGGCCAGCAGUGGAGUGAAGCAGUGGAACAAGAGGUGGUUCGUCCUUACUGACAGAUGUCUUUUUUACUACAAAGAUGAGAAGGAGGACUCGGUGUUAGGGAGUCUGCCUCUGCUCAGCUUCCGGAUCGGAGGAGUUCAAUCAUCGGACAGCAUCACCCGCAAGUUCGCCUUUAAGGUGUGGUUGGAAGACGAGGAGGAGGAGGAGUGUGAGGACGGGGAGCUGAAGGGUCCUGUGGUGUUUUGUAUGCAGGCGGAGCAUGCUGGGACCAGGACGUAUUACUUCAGCACUGACAGCCAUGAGGAGCAAGAGGAGUGGAUCAGAGCCAUGAGUGAGGCUGCAGAGGUCAACAACCAGCCGACACCGAGAACAAACGUGGACACCACAGCUGAUCUCACCAUGGUGACCAAGGCUCCAGACUCACGGACACAACAGCAUCCACACCCACGAAACCACAACGACACUGACAGCGACCUGUCCCCCCAUCCGAAGACCAACGGGGUCAACAGUCUGGAAACACCUCCUCUCUCUACCACUUGCUCUGAUCAAGAGGGGAAAACGAAUGACGGACAAGAAAGAGAAGCAGGAAGUGGAGACGGAGUGGGAGGACCCGGUCCUGACCACGCCUCUCAUCCAAAUGGUUGGAGCAGCUCCGGCCCUCCGAACACUGUGCCCCACAACAGCAACAGCAAACCGCCUCCACCCAGGAAUCACAGUGGACACCGAGCCACUCAGGGACACCCAGAGGCAGGAGUUGCUUCCUCACAAAACCACAGGGAUCAGCAGGAGAAUGUAGUGCUGAGGAGGGGCUUUGUGCCGAGGACAGCCCCAGAGAAGGUGGCCCAGCGGAAGAGCUCCAUGGCCCAGUUACAACAGUGGGUCAACCAGCGGCGAGGAAUGGCCUCUCAGGAGGACAUCAACAGCCCAUCUCGUUACUACCCAGUAAACCGUGGGGUCUUGGCUGACUACUAUGGCUACUCUGGUGGCCCCCAGUAUGUGGACGAGUACCCUCUGUACCCACCAGGGGUCCGACCAGACAGCAUCUGCUCUGUCUCUGCUGUGGGGGGAUACGACCGACGCUGGACAGUUGAGGAAAAGCGGCGCUCUCUGAGGGAUGGUUUCCAUUCCCUGUAUGCACCACAGGUUCCCCAUGACCCCUGGGGGUCACAAUAUUAUGGUGGGAUGGAAACGUCCAUGCGGCGCCUGUCCAUCCAGCCACGCUCCAGGUCUGUGCCCAGGUCACCGUCCUCGUCAUCGGGGGGGCCCUACUCACCAGUACCACCCAACUUUGCCUCGCCGGCUCGAUCACCAUCAGCCCGCUUUGACCGGUUUCCAGGGAGGAUGAGGGAAGAUGUGAUCUAUGCCGACCCGUCUGUCUACGGCCUGAGACGAUCCCUCAGUUCACCAAAGUAUGACUUCCCUGGUGAUAGAAGAUCCUUAAGCCAAGGAUUAUACCACCGCAACUACCCUGUAUCCCCCUCUAUCCGCAAUAGAAUGGAGGACAUAUUAGACCUUCAGCUCCAGCGCAACCUGGACUACCUAGACCAACAGGUGCCUCCUUUCCACGACGUCUACAGCAGAGAACUACAUCCUACGCUGAAACUCAAUGAGAUUGAAACCAGUAAACUCCUGGGUCGAUUGUGUGAGCAGAAUCAAAUUCUGAAAGAUCACGAGACUGUUGUCCACAGACUGAGGAAUGGAAAAGGUACAGACAGCCUGGAGGAGGCGCUGGUGGCGACUCAUCAGGAGAUGGAGCUGUACCAUAACCAGCCUAUGAUCAUAGAAAAGCUGCAGUUCAAGAAGGAAACUCAGCAGAACCAGCUCAUUAACAUCAGAGGAGAACUCUCCCAGGCCUCCAGUGCUUUAACCACCACUCGGAUGGAGUUUGAGGCAUUAGAGGAUGAGGCCAACGCCAUCCAUGGAGAUUUAUGGGAGCAGCUUAAUGCAGGAGGACAGAGUGAACUAGUCCGUAGACACAUCCAGAAGGAGUUUUGGAGAGUCCAGGAUGUCUUGGAGGGACUACACAAGAGUAACUCAUCCAGAGGCACCGACACAGCCAAGCAUAGAGUGGCCAGUGGUGCUUCAGGCUCCUUUAGCACCAAUAGCCCAGCCAGUCCCCUGAGUUCAGUAAGCCUAACCAGCCCACUCAGCCCCUUCUCCCCAGUGCCCGGCUGCCAGGCCUCCCCCAACAAACAGCUGGGCGUGGAGGAAAGUGUUCCCCCGAGGCCUCCCCUCCCCAAAUCCUAUUACCCAUUAGAGCCCUCCCCUACCUUCCCCCCCUCCAUCCCUCCCCUGCCUUUUGACAGCACUGUCUGGUUACGCAGCUUGGGCAUCGAUGAUGGUUACCUUGAUGGUGAAGAUUCUCACAUCAGAAAGUCAAUGUUUGGAGAACAGAACAAUGUGAGUGACAUGCAGGAGGCGCAGGACAAACAGUCUGCCACCAAUAAAGUUGGCAUUGUUCCUCCUCGAACCAAGUCCCCGACUGAUGACCUGCACAGGAGUUCUGCUGGAGUUUUCCAGUCGAAUGGCAGCAGGCCCAAUGGAAUCUUCAGGGAACGUCCAAAGAGUGCUGUGUUUCCUGCAGAGAUUAAGUCAAAGAUGACUGUGGAGGAACAGAACGAACGAAUCCGUCGAAACCAGAGCAGCUCUGUGAGGGACAAGAGACACAGUUUAAACCUGUCCAGUGGCCAGUCUCCAGCCAACUACAAAGUGGUCCGUAGGCGGCUGACAGCCCAUGAAAUUGACAUUAAAGACUUGGAGGCAGCGGUUCGAGGUCAGGGACAGGAGUCUCCACGGGACGAAAUAGCCCGUCUGAGACGAUCAGAGGUUGAACCGGAACACUACGACAUCAGCAAAGAGCUAAUGGCUCCUGACAAGGUUCUGAUCCCUGAGCGCUACCAGGACCUGGAGAACAACCCUCCUCUGAGCCCUGAAGAGCAGAAGGAGAAGCAGAAGAAACUAAAGCGGAUCAAGACCCUCAUUGCCAAAUCCAACUUGCAGAACAUGGUUCCUUUCCUGGACGGUCCAGUGGAGGGUGGAGCUCCAGUGAGCUCCCAGCAGCAGCUGCAGGAGCAGGAGAAGUGGAUUGAGAUCUCCUGUACUCUGGCUGCUGAGGCUUCUCGUCGUAGCCGCCUUCUCUCAGCCCAGUGUGCCUCCAGUCCCCCCGUCUCCCCGACCAGCCUGGUUCCUACCCCUUCCUCUGCUGACUUUCCCAACUCCGCCGACAUCAUGAAGGUGUGAGUCUUGCAAGUUCAAGGCCUCGCUGCUGUGAAGUUUGAUGGAGCAUCUUUCUGAGGAUUCACUGGAAAAACUGAACGAUGAAGAUGACUCAGACUUUUAGAGGCUGAACUGAUGCAACAAAAACAUUCAAAGCUGUCAAAGGAUGUUUUGAGGAGGCAAGAGCAAGUUCAAAACCCAACUGAAUGCUAUUAAGACUUGUGACUUAAUCCCCCAAACAUUUCUAUAUAAUUUAGCUCAGGACAUAUUUAGAGAUUACUGAUGAACUAUGCUGAUAGUGAGACGUUUCACACUCAUCAUGUCAAAAUGUCAGCGAACUGAGGUUUUAUGUUAAUCAGUUCACAAGGGAACUCUGCAUAUGAGAGGUCCAUGCUGAAGAUGAACAAGGGAAAGAGCAACCAAGGAAAAAUGUUUGAGAGAAUGAUGAGCAAAACUGACUGAGGUUGAAGAUUCUUUGGGCUGCUAAAGGCCUACAGAGGCUGUUCAUUAUCAUCUAGUUUUCAUAGAAGCAGUAGAAGUACCAGUUAACCACCACCAAUGGCUUGUGAAGGCCAGUGAGGAGCAGGACUUAGUGACAAGCUGUGGACAUGUGUCCAGACUGACAUAUUCUGACAAGAGUGAAGCCUCUUAUCCCAUACUCUCCUAAUAAAGUCACUGUGAUGCCUCACUGUGAUGCCUUUUUGAGGCAGAAUGCCAACCCCACAUAACCUCACACAUCCCAGACAUCUGAUUGGGUCAAACAUAAUGUCACCUGGAUCACUGCUCUGUCACAACAAACACACUGGAGCACAGACUUGUUGUGAGGGAGAGCUGAGGAUGAAUAGCGUUAUGGAAAAUGUUGCACAGCUUUUCACAACACUGCUGUGUCCAGAAUCAGAAUAUGGAAAAAAACUGUUAAUCCUCUCCCUCUCUAGUCCCUGUCUUUGAGGCUGAUUCUUGAGAUUUUGAGAGUAAUGUCCUCCCUGAUUCACCCCAAAAUAAAGUUUAAAGGAGUACACAGAUGUGGACUUGUCAAUAUCUGUUUCCUCAUAAAGUGCAGCUGUUGAAACUAUUCUUUGUACGUCGACAACAGGCAUUUUUAUACUUUCUGUCUGUUGUCAGUAGGGUCUUUGGCCAGGGAGGUUAGAAAUAGUUUAACUUGCCACAAAAUCCAGUGGAAUUGGCUGUUCUUGGAAAUAAUGACUUUGCUUUGUGCUGCGUUGGCUUUUUCAGUGACUGUCUACACAUACUGUAUAUAAGUAAUGUAUGUUGGGUAUGAGGGAAGUGAGAAUAGAAGUGACCUUAGAAGACCAGGUAGUUAAUGAUGCAGCCAUUUGUGAGGAAUUAUUUACUGGAAAAUACUGUACUGUGUAUCCCCACAACAUUUCAUUCCAUCCAAUCAUGCAGUGCCAUAAGCCUGAAACAUGUGUUAUACACAUUAUGCUGAAUAAAAAUACUUUGUAAUAUUUGGUCAUGUGAAAAUAUACCCCAUUAUGGAAAUUGUUGUCUUUUUUGACGUAUGUGGGCGAGCAAAGAUUUGAUCCUCUACAAUGCAGUGCCUACACAGCACAAAGAAAAUGUGUUUCUCCAGCUGUUAAUUCAGAUUUGCUUUUCCAAUCGUUAUUCAACAAAGAUAUCAAAGAUGUCAUAUUUUUCUGAGGAGAAAGUAAGCAGGGCCUCAGACAGGAUCCCCCUUUAGCAGAAACACCUUGUUGUAGGUGUUUAGUCAGUCUUUGACAUGGACUCGCUGAAAUGUCUGACAACUCUUGCAUGCAAAAUUCCUCCAUUUGCAAGAUGUUUGAUAAUUUUCUUGCAUGUGUUGGUUCACCCACAGCAUUUCAAAGGGACUCACGUUUGGGCUUUGACUGGAUCAUUCCAUUAUCCUCCAUUGUUUUCAGUUUGUUUUUUUUAGCCAUUCUUUGGUGGGUUUGCUCAAGUGCUUCGGAUCAUUGUUCCGUUGAGACAUGCUGAGACAUGCUUCAAUUUCCUAAUUUACAAUAUGAGGAUUUGCUUUUUCUUAAAGGAGGUGUAUGGAGAUAUGGAUACCUAUUCAUCCACCAAUCCAUCCAUCCAUCUAUCCAUCCAUCUAUAGUCCUAUCUAUCCAUCCAUCCAUCUAUGCAUCUAUCCAUUAUCUGUCUGUCUGUGCUUAUCGAGCUUCUUUUGUCCUUCCACUCUUCAAUGUUCCAAUGGCCUGCCUUUGUAAAGAGUAUGUUGAUACCACAUUCUGAGACCAUAUGUGACAGAAAACUGAGUUUUAUGCAGAAAGCAGUCCACAGCUCUCACAACGCAAAAACAAAACAACAAUAUAAGAUAAUACUUCUAUUUUUUCUUGAUUUAUUUUUAUUUAUUUUUAGAGAGAACAAGCGUUCAACAGAGGUGGUGCAUAUUUUUUUAGAUGCAUGGAUAUACAGUGUCAUGUUGAGAGGUUCAAUUUUUACACUCAAUUACACAAUGUUUUGCAUUUUUCACAAGCAAGACACUUUUAUUGCUGUAGAGGAUCGCUUGAAGGAGCAGAACAUAGAUAUUUUUGAAUUAAUUGGAAUCUGAUGUGUUGUGAAACGACAGCCAAAAGGUGGUGUCCAAUAUUUGAUACUAGAUGUAGCAUUUGUAAAUGAUAAAAAUAAAGAGUAUAUACAUUAUAUACAUUGCUCAAUGUAUAUAACAUUUUGGAUUUCAGAAACAGUAUAUCCUGCUAUCACAUAACUAUUGCUACUUUGGGGAAAAGAGACAAACUGCUUGAACUAUGCAAAUGAAUAAAAUUAGACAAAUAAAUUGCUUGCUUUCAGAAAACUUUGCAAUAAAGUGAAUGUAUACACAUAAUGUGUUUCUCUAGAUGCUUAUGAAUUCAUCACAGUAUUUUGUAUGAUAAAACAUGUCUCACUGUCUGGAAUGAUAAUAUAUUUACUGUUGUUAUUUUAAUCCACUUGUUGAUGAAGUUCACUGCCAAAAACACUACUGAGGUUAACUGUCUGGCGUGCUUGUUACUGAUAGGCUCCCUGAGGAUAUUCUACUGUCUUUGUUUUAUAAAACUGUAUGUCUGAAUGAAUAAAGUGUAAAAGCAA